AUGGUCACAUUUCAAAGUAUAUAAGUUCUUUUGGUACUACCCACCCUUUAUUGAAGUUCUUACUGCGGCAGGAGGUCUUUGUGUUUCAUAGAGCAUCAGGCAUCAGCAAGGGCAAAGGAAGGAUGGGACGGAAACUGGAUGCUUUGCUCGGAAGGAAUUCCAAGACCUCCAAAUUCAAAACCCUUGCUAAACUGACCAUUUCCAGGAUUACCAUCCUCAAGAACCAGCGCCAAGUCCGGUGCUCUCAUGCACAUUCUGAUGUCAUCGAACUCCUUAAACUUGGUCAUCAAGAGCGAGCUCUUCUCCGAGUUGAGCAUGUGAUAAAGGAGCAGAACAUGUUAGAUGUGUUUGCCAUGAUCGCAAACUACUGUGAUGUCUUGAUAGAAAGGGUUGAGUUACUUCAAAAGAACAGUGGGUGUCAUGGCGAGCUCAAGGAGGGGAUAUCAAGCCUGAUCUUUGCAGCUGCAAGAUGUGGAGAAUUCCCAGAACUACAAAAACUCCGUCAGAUUCUCACUUCAAUAUUUGGGAAAGAUUUUGCUGAUCGUGCAGUUGAGUCGCGCAAUAACUGCGAUGUUAAUCCUAAGAUGAUACAAAAGCUUUCGGUCCGACAGCAAAGCUUGGAAACCAGAUUGAAAGUGCUAAAAGAAAUUGCUUCUGAGAUUGGAGUCACUUUGCAUUUAGAGGAAGAUGCUCCUUUGGUUGUUGAGGAUGACUCCCAGAAGCAGAGGCAGCUGGAAACUCACAAAUCAGCUAACUUAGAUGGUCCUCACCUUCGAUCACCUGGAGAAGAGAGAAUGGAGAAUGAGUUCCCUGAAUCCAUAAGAGCAAGGAAGAAGUACAGAGAUGUAGCUGCCGCUGCUCAAGAGGCUUUUGAAUCAGCUGCAUAUGCAGCAGCAGCUGCAAAAGCAGCUGUUGCACUAUCCAGGUCUGAAUCACGAGACAAUGAUCCAGAUGAUCAUAACGGACUCCGAUCGGUUGAUGAGACCUAAGUUCUGAA
Messenger RNA from Juglans regia (Persian walnut), 997 nucleotides. Its product is annotated as IST1 homolog. The transcript has 5 exons. Lineage: Eukaryota; Viridiplantae; Streptophyta; Magnoliopsida; Fagales; Juglandaceae. Gene Ontology annotation, biological process: protein transport. The record is from RefSeq and is a predicted model, not a curated record. Bases 123 to 989 code for a protein of 288 amino acids.